CCCUCAACUGUAUUGUCCGUGACAGCACCUCAAUGCCGUCAAUAUGUAGGGCUUUCAUAAAUAACCCAGCAAGAAUCAAAAGGAAGAUAAUAUAUAGCAAGAAAGAGAGCUCGAAAAUGGGACCACUUUGGUAGAAUUAGGAAGCAAAAUGAUGGAGGCAGUGCACAAAAUCCUCUGCAACUCUGCAUGUGUUUGGUUUUGGUAGUGGACUAAAAAGUUAAAAAGCAUACACUGAGCUUCUUCCAUUUCUCUCUUUCCCUCUUGGCUUUUCUUUGUCUGCACUCAUUCCCUUACUCCACGGCUUAAUUCUCGGAGCCAAGUAUCAUCAGCAACACCCAUCUCUCUCCCUCAUUCAUACAGUGAUAGCUUGAGAGAUAUUGCAUUUUGUCUCACAAUUGGCGACCUUUGAAUACAUAUAGAGAGGUCUGGAGAGUUGGCUUGAAUUCAAGUUAGGACAUGGAGGGGAGGAAACUGAAUUUCAGUGCACCACUUCUGUCGGUGAGACGAAUUUCUGCAACUCCAGUGUCCACGAAUGCAGAUACUGGGAAGGUAACUCCUAGGUUGGCUAAUGGAAGACAUACUCUUCCUCUUCCCAAAUCAGAUUUUUCUUUGGAGCAGGUAACAAAACCAGUUGCAGUUCCGUUUCAUUGGGAGGACAUCCCAGGAAGAUCUAAGGAAGGUGAAGAACUGAAGAUUCAGUCUCGAGAAGAGGCUUCUGUUACUCCAAGACUUCCCCCUGGAAAGAUUGUAGAUGGUAAAAAGAAACCUUUGGAAAAAGAGCGAGCUGAUCAAAAGGCUAUCACACCCUACUUGAAAUCAUAUUCAUCGAAUGAAAAUGCCAUGGAAGCCAAGUGCUCAAAAGAGAGAGUGAAUGAGAGAAGAGCUUCAAAAUUUGAGGAUGAGGAUGAUGUUUAUUCUGAUGCACAAGAGACACUGUCCCCGCCUACAGAGUCUUUCUCCAUGAACUGUAGUGCAACUGGCACAAACCAAUCUCAUUCUGCAAAUGUGCAGCCAUCUAUUGAUCCACAAACUCGAGACUUCAUGAUGAAGCGAUUCUUACCUGCAGCCAAGGCAAUGGCUUUGGAGACGCCUCAUGUUGCUAUAAAGAAGCAGCAAUAUUCAGCACCACUUGAACAACCAAGACAAGUCACAAGGGUAAUUCGCCAGGAUUCGAGUCCCUUACCUAAUCAACAACGGUCUCACAUGGAACUAGUGCUGUAUAGCCAGUACAAAGAGGAAGAAGAAAGUGAAGGAGAAGAUGAUGAGUAUGAUCAGCCUGGUUAUAUUUCACCAAAGGGUUGUGGGUUGUUUCCUCGGUUAGGCUUAAGAAAUUCUUUGUGCCCUUUACCUGUUCCGGCAAUGAAAGCUAGGGCCCGGGCUCUCAUGUCUUGCUCCUCUAGUGUUGCAAUACCAGGAAAAACUACUCGUAGUCAAUCUCACAGUCAACCACUCAAGCAGGUUAUCAAGACUACCAAUAGACAGUCACAUAGCCAACCACUCAACGAGGUUAUUAAGCCUGCUAAGAUCCAGUCUCAUAACCAACCACUCAACAAGGUUAUUAAGCCUGCUAAUAGUCAGUCUCAUUGCCAACCACUCAAUAAGCGUGAUCAGGGUGCUGCUUAUAAUCUCAAAGCAGAACGUGGAUUUUAUUCAGGUGAAUUGCCGAGAUUGAUGAAUAAUCAGGCUGCUCAAUCCAUUCAGUUUCGGCACUCUGGUGAGCAACCAAAAGGCAGGUCAUCUCCCUUCAGGCAAUCAAGAAGUCCUUGCAUAUCCCCGUAUCGAAAUGAACGGCCUAAAUCUCCCUUCACUGGUGCGGGGUUUCUUGGCGUUCCCAAAGAAGAAAAUGUCAAAGCCAAUAGUAGUAAGUUCAAUAUGAACGACAAAGUUGGUCACAAGUCUCAGGAGGUACUAAGCCAUCAUAGAAAUAAACAAGGGCCAUAUACUGUGAUCCCUAUGAUUGAGAAGACACUAUAUGUAGAUACUGUAAAUACUACCAGAACAUCGUGUCUAAAUUCAAGCUCUUUGUAUACCAAAGAACGAGUCGACUCUGCUGUUGAGGACUUAAGGACCCUAUUAAAGAGAAGUGGGAUGGAAGAAACGUCUGCGGGAGAGUCUUUGUUUCAAGAUAUCAAAUGCCUGACUAAUUUUGAGAGCAAUGGCAUCUCGGAACCUGCAGCAUUGGAGUCUGUUGAAGAUAGUUUAUCUUCGUUCUCCGACAUAUCCCAUAUCAAAGGCCAAGUAGUUGCACUGGAGGACUCCCAGCCAGGACUUGAUAUGAGAAGUGAUGACAUUAUGAAAGAGGAUCCACGAAAUGCCAACACCAUCGUGGUACAGUCUUCUCUUCCCCCACCUUUACCAAAAUCACCUUCCCAGUCUUGGCUCUCGUCGACCCUCUCUUCAAUUCCUUCACGGAAUUCAGUCUCCUCUGGUACCAAAAGGCAUAGUAAAAGGUCUGAUUCCAAGACUUCUUCCACUGGCACCAAGUGGGAAACCAUUGUAAAGAUUUCCAAUUUGCACCAUGAUCAUGUGCGCUAUUCCGAGGAAUUAAUUACUCAUGCUUGUCAGCAAUCUAAGAGUUAAAAUUUUCCAGUUCUUCAAAGUUUCUUCCACUCUCUGGAUAAUAGGGUCUGGCCUAUUUAUUUUGGGGAGAUUCUCGUUCCUCAAUUGUUUUUGCUCAUGAUAUCUUUGAAGAGCAAUAUAAUUUGGUGUUCUCAGUUUUUGCUUACAAUUUGAUACAGCAUAUAGGUAAGAAACAGAUGGGCCAAAUUUUUGUGUAAUUGGCAUGUCUCUCAAUAGUCAAUUCUAAUUUGUUUGGCUUCCUCUGACGUUAAUGAGAAGGAAUCACUUGUGUUUUUCUUAUUGAUA
This is a messenger RNA of Rosa chinensis, 2865 nucleotides long. RefSeq lists its product as uncharacterized. The record is from RefSeq and is a predicted model, not a curated record. The coding region runs from base 457 to 2580 and encodes 707 amino acids. The transcript is spliced from 4 exons. Lineage: Eukaryota; Viridiplantae; Streptophyta; Magnoliopsida; Rosales; Rosaceae.